This is a messenger RNA of Plasmodium cynomolgi strain B, 1950 nucleotides long. RefSeq names its product transketolase. The transcript is spliced from 2 exons. Gene Ontology annotation, molecular function: transketolase activity. Gene Ontology annotation, biological process: pentose-phosphate shunt. Gene Ontology annotation, cellular component: cytosol. Bases 1 to 1950 code for a protein of 649 amino acids. The record is from RefSeq and is a predicted model, not a curated record. Lineage: Eukaryota; Apicomplexa; Aconoidasida; Haemosporida; Plasmodiidae.
AUGAACGGCGAAAUUGACCAAAAAUGCAUCAACGAAAUUCGUAUGCUGUCGGCGGAGCUGCCGCUGAAAGCCAACAGUGGGCACCAGGGAGCGCCCAUCGGGUGUGCGCCCAUAGCGCACAUUUUGUGGGCCUAUGUAAUGAACUACUACAAUGAGGAUACCAAGUGGAUGAACCGGGAUAGGUUUGUCCUCUCCAACGGACAUGCUAGUGCUCUCUUGUACACCAUGCUGUAUUUAACCAAGCAAGGACUAACCAUGGAAGAUUUGAAGAACUUCAGGCAGUUGGAAAGUCUAACCCCAGGUCACCCAGAGAAACACAUCACCAAAGGGGUGGAAGUAACAACCGGACCGUUGGGACAAGGAGCUUCAAACGCAGUUGGGAUGGCCAUCUGUGCACAUAACUUAGCUGAAAAAUAUAACACAAAGGAAUUUCCCAUUUUUGAUAAUUAUAUAUAUGCCAUGUGUGGUAGAUUAAUCCUUUUAUAUGAUGACAAUAAAAUAACCAUUGAUGGGAACACAGAGUUAUCCUUCACAGAAAAUAUAGAAAAAAAAUUUGAAGCUUUAAAAUGGGAAGUUAGAAAAGUAGCCAAUGGGAAUACCGACUUUGAAGGAAUAUUGACACAAAUUGAGGAAGCGAAAAAGAACACCAAACAGCCGUCUUUAAUUAUCGUGCAGACUGCAUGUGGGUAUGGGACCAAGGUAGAGGGGACAUGUAAGUCUCACGGAUUGGCAUUAAAAGAAGAAGAUUUAAAAAAAGCGAAACUAUUUUUUGGGUUGGAUCCAGAGAAACAGUUCCACAUUUCGGAGGAAGUAAAAAAGUUCUAUGAAAAUAUUGUACAGAAAAAAAAAGAAAAUUAUCUCAAGUGGAAAAAAAUGUUUUGCGAUUUUACAGUGCAGUACCCUGAGAAGGCACAAGAAAUUAUGAGGAGAUUCUCUAAGGAGCUUCCCCACAAUUGGGUCGAAGUGUUACCUAAGUAUACUACUUUGGAUGCACCUGGGGCGACUAGAAAUCUAUCCGGGGUUGCCCUAAACUGCAUUAAUAAGGUCCUACCCGAGUUGAUAGGCGGGAGUGCAGACUUGACAGAGUCUAAUUGCACCGCCUUGAAAGAAGAAAAAGAUAUCUGCAGAGAUUCCUUUGCAAAUAAAUACAUACGGUAUGGGGUAAGGGAACAUGGGAUGGUAGCCAUCACCAAUGGGAUAUAUGCCUAUGGAGGAUUCGAACCCUUUUGUGCAACUUUUCUAAAUUUCUAUACCUACGCAUUUGGUGCUUUAAGAUUAGCCGCAUUAUCCCAGUAUCACAUUUUUUGUAUAGCGACCCAUGACUCAGUCGAAUUGGGAGAAGAUGGACCGACUCAUCAACCGGUUGAAGUGUUGGCCUUACUUAGAGCGACUCCUAAUUUGAAUGUGAUUAGGCCAGCUGACGGGAAUGAAGUCUCAGGUGCGUAUUUGUGUCACUUUACGAACCCAAAAACUCCCACCCUUGUUGCCCUCUGUAGAAAUAAAGUACCUCACUUGAAGAACACCUCGGCAGAACAGGUCCUAAAGGGGGCCUACGUUUUGGAAGACUUCGACAACGCUAAUGAUAAGCAGAAGGUCAUUUUGGCUGGAUGUGGUUCGGAGCUCCAUCUCUGCUUCGAUGCGAAGAAGAUUCUAACCGAGCAGCACAAUUUAAACGUACGCAUUGUCAGUUUCCCUUCGUGGAAUUUAUUCAGGCAGCAGUCGGAGGACUACCAACAGUCGGUGAUGAUGCACCACGACGCAAAGGUUGUUAGAUUUUACAUAGAGCCUGCUUCCACCUACGGCUUCGACACCUACUUUAAUGUCUACCUGGGUAUUAACCAGUUUGGGUACUCUGCCCCGAAGAACAAAAUAUGGGAGCACUUAGGCUUCACCUCGGAGAAUAUCGUUUGUAAGGUGCUGGCCUAUAUAAAGGCGAAGAUGCACCCAUAG